CAAGCAUUUAUGCAAUGGUUCAGAGAGUCCCUCACCAGUUCAGAAUAUGUUUCUAGCUUUGGUGCUGUCCAAUACCAUGCUCAAGAGAACUCCAAAAUUCUCUAGGCUUUGCCCAAACAAAAGUAUUCUUUUCUUGUCAAAUUUGGCAUUUACAAUAUGUAAGUUUCUAAGUAAGCAUUUCAAAAUGCAGAAAGCGCCAAACUGAUUUCUAAAAAUCAUGUACAACUUGGUUUGAAUGAAAAACACAGAGGCUUCUAUGGUAGCAUCAUCCUCUAGUGUCAAUAACACAAUCUCUAAUUUGAUAGGGAACUUAGCUCCUUCUAUCUGUUGUUAUUCUGUUAUCUUUAUUUGUUCUUGAAUUUGGAAUCUCUCUCCUAAUGCCUUCUGCUGCUGUAUCCUUGUUUCUUUUUCUGGUUCUCACCUCUCUUGAAAUUCUUCUUUCUGCUGGUGAAGAAGAGUGGCCGCCUAAAAAGUGCCCGCCCUUUAAAUGCGGUAAUUUUAAUGCACCGGGGGUCCUUUCCACUGGUAGCGGAAAUUUAAGUGCACCUGGGUGUGGGAUUUUCCCAAUUAAAGGGUGCAAUGAAACAGUUCAGAAGAUCCAACUGGAGAAGGGAAGAGGAAGAUGGUACACACUAGAAGGAAUGUCCCAAGGGGAGAGAAUACGGGACAACAAAAUUACCAUUCAGGAUGAUGAGCUUUUACAAUCUACUGAUUGUCAAUUCUUUGUCAAUUUGCCUCUUUCCAACUCUACUGGUAACUCUUUCCGUAUUCGUUCCAGCGUUGCUAUUCUCAAUUGUAGCAAAAGCCAUCCAAAAAAUGCCAUCCCCGAUUACUUCACUCACAUAAACAGAAGCUGCAACAACCGCAGUGUAUACUAUAGGAUCCAUGAUGUACCUCUUGAUCCCAAUUUGAAUGUACCUUCGACUUGUUCUCUUGUAUAUGAUUCCCCACUUAUGAACCUCCCUUCAUACAACAAAGACCACUUUACACCAUUGAUUGCCAACUUAACCAUACAUGUUGAAAUCAACCUUCCUGGUCCCGAUCAUGAUCCUGAUCUUGGUCCUGAUCCUUGUCAUGCAUGUAGAAAAAAUGGCGGAUGCUCAAGUCAUUGUACCAAAAACAGAAAAGGGAAAUUAGCAUUGAAGCUAGGAGUUGGAUUUGCAGGCUCAACUGGUUUUCUAAUAAUCUUGUCUAUUGUUAUCAUACGGCUUUGUGCCUACAAAAAGAAACGGGGCUCUUCAAACUUUACAAGAGGGAACACUUCUUCCAGUCUCUCCUGGAGGACAUCAGACCUGGAAGGGGGCGGUGUCUGCUUUGGAGUGGAAGUCCCUCUCUUCUCCUAUGGUGAACUUGAAGAAGCCACAAAUAAUUUUGACCACAAAAAAGAACUUGGAAAUGGAGGAUUUGGGACUGUAUACCAUGGAAAACUCAAAGAUGGGCGAGAAGUUGCAAUCAAGCGCCUGUAUGAUCACAACUACAAGCGUGUAGAACAGUUCAAGAAUGAAGUUCAAAUCCUAGCCCGCUUGCGCCACCAAAAUUUGGUCUCCCUCUAUGGCUGCACUUCACGCCACAGCCGUGAACUUCUCCUUGUUUAUGAAUUCAUUCCCAAUGGCACAGUUGCCGAUCAUAUCCAUGGAGAUCAAGCAAAACCUGGGUCAUUCCCCUGGCCUGUUCGCAUGAGCAUUGCCAUAGAAACUGCAACUGCAUUAGCUUAUCUCCAUGCCUCUGGGAUUAUCCAUCGUGAUGUCAAAACUAACAACAUUCUCCUUGACAAUAAUUUUUGUGUCAAGGUAGCAGAUUUUGGACUCUCCCGGUUGUUUCCCAACAAUGUCACUCACAUCUCAACAGCUCCACAAGGAACUCCUGGCUAUGUCGACCCAGAUUAUCACCAAUGUUACCAGCUCACAGAGAAGAGUGAUGUCUACAGCUUUGGAGUUGUUCUCAUUGAACUCAUAUCGUCCAUGCCUCCUGUUGAUAUCAGCAGGCACAGGCAUGAGAUCAAUCUGGCUAAUCUGGCAAUAAACAAGAUUCAAAAGAGUGCAGUGGACGAGUUGAUCGACCCAACUCUUGGAUACAAGUCAGAUGAGAACAUUAGAAGGAUGACUACUUCAGUUGCAGAGCUGGCUUUCAAAUGCUUGAAACAAGAGAAGGAAAUGCGACCUUCAAUGGUUCAAGUACUGCAGCAACUGAAGAGAAUACAAGGACAAGAGCCAAAUCUAGACAAUUAUAUGGAAGAGGGUCACCUCCAUAUUGAAGAGCUGAACAUUUUCCAGCCACCACCUUCACCACAAACCUCUGAUGAGGUUGCACUUUUGAAGAACAUUCGGCAGCUAUCUUCACCUACUUCAGUGACAGCCAAAUGGGUUAGCAUCAGUACGACACCUAAUAACAGUAGAUAAGAUUCUCUACCAUUUAGCUCUUUUUUUCUUUUUUUUUCCAGAGGAAUCUCCAUUUUGUUGUUUAUUUGCUUCUCUUGGUUUUGGGGGAAUGUACAUAGCUAUGGAGGUGUGAAUAUGGCAUUUAAUUUAAUGUUAAUCUUAUGCAGUUCAUUUAAUUCUUAC
Rubroshorea leprosula is the source of this 2561-nucleotide messenger RNA. The record is from the annotation of a GenBank genome assembly. NCBI's taxonomy places the organism in Eukaryota, Viridiplantae, Streptophyta, Magnoliopsida, Malvales, Dipterocarpaceae.